AUGUCUUCUGUGCGACGGCUUCCCAUUAUUCACCCAAAACCUGCUGAUGGCAGCAGGCUCGCGCCUUUCAAUUUGCCUGCCGUAACGUCGUUUCACAAUAACCUACCUGGAUAUGCACCAUCGCCACUGGUGUCGCUGCCCGGAGUGGCUGCCGACCUUGGCAUCAAGGGUGUCUAUAUCAAGGAUGAAAGCAGCCGCUUCGGAUUACCAUCCUUCAAGAUUCUGGGCGCAUCAUAUGGCGCCUACUACGCCCUGGUGACCAGCCUGGGACUGAGUCUAGACUGCAAUAUCGACACAUUGGCGUCAAAGGCCAGAGAGAGUGGCUCUGUCCUGUUUGCUGCCACCGAUGGCAAUCACGGUCGAGCUGUUGCUUUCAUGGCCAAGCUACUGUCGAUCGAGGCUCGCAUCUUUGUCCCGCGUAGCCUCGACGAGUACACCAAAGAGGCUAUAGCCGGGGAAGGAGCCAAAGUCAUCCUUGGGCCUGGGGAUUAUGACCAGGUCGUCGCCUUUGCAGCUGAAGCAUCAAAGGCUUGUCCCGGCGGUGUCUUGGUCCAAGAUACAUCGUUUCCAGGUUACGAAGAUGUACCUGCCAGAAUCGUCGAGGGUUAUUCUACAAUCUUUAGAGAGAUUGAUGAUCAAAUAGCUGAGCAGAAUAUCAACAUUGAUCUGUUCAUUAGUCCCGCUGGGGUGGGCUCCUUGGCACAUUCCGUGCUUCGAUAUUACAAGUCUCUCCAAAGACCGGUAUGCUCAAAGGUCGUGACUGUGGAGCCUGAUACCGCAGCGUGCUUGUACAAGAGUCUGCAAGCACGCGCAGACGCGAGCACACCAGUCACAACAUCUCACACAAUCAUGACUGGGCUGAAUUGUGGCACCGUCACUUACUCUGCUUGGCCUGAUUUCAGAGACUGCCUGGAUGGCAGUGUGACGAUUUCCGACUUUGAAGCUCACUCCUCGGUGAAAGAGCUCAAAGCGUAUGGCAUUGACUCGGGCCCCUGUGGUGCUGCUGGGCUGGCAGCAUUACGGUAUCUCAUGGCUUCCUCCCGGGAGGAACUCGGCCUGGGUAAGGACUCGGUUGUUGUACUGUUGAAUACGGAGGGAGCCCGGCCAUACACGACUCCCCAUGAUGUGACAAGUGAUGAUCCCGUGGAGCUGACGCGCAUUCUCACUCGAAUCGAGUCCACCAAUCCCACCUUGUCACUAUCAGCUGGAAGCGGAGAGGAAGCUAUUGCAGAUUUCAUCGAAGGCUGGCUGGAACAUCGCGAUAUAGAAAGCCAUCGAAUUCAAUCUCAGCAGGGUCGACCAUCCGUGGUGGGCAAAGUGACUGGCACUGGCAACGGGCGAAGCCUAAUGAUGAAUGGUCAUAUCGACACUGUUAGUCUGGCUGCGUAUACUAAGGACCCACUAAGUGGUGACUUGACAGAGAAGAAUGGCCGUCCCGCCGUGGUUGGAAGAGGAAGCCUGGACAUGAAAGCAGGUACCGCCGCCGCAAUGGUUGCUCUAGCGCAUGCCAAGAAGAGUCAACCGCGUGGCAGUGUCCUUUUGGCAGCGGUGGCUGACGAAGAAGACACUUCCAUCGGCACCGUAGAUAUCCUCGAAGCGGGCUGGCGCGCCGAUGCUGCUGUUAUCCCGGAACCAACAAUGCUUCAGUUGGGAACAAGUCACAGAGGUUUCCUGUGGUUCGAGGUGGAGAUCCUGGGAACUGCUGCCCAUGGCUCUCGUCCAGAUCUGGGGGUAGACGCCAUAAUGAAUGCCGGGUUAUUCUUGAGCUCGUUGAAAGAGUAUACGAACCGGCUCCCCAUCGAUGAUGUCUUGGGUCCAGCCUCUGCCCACUGUGGCUUGAUCGAAGGGGGCGAGGAGUUGUCCAGCUAUCCAGCGUCCUGCAAGGUCAAGAUUGAAUUCAGGACAGUGCCAGCUCAACGGGCCGAGCAGAUCCAGGACGAUCUAGUUUCCAUAUUGGAGAAACAUUCCAAGACGGAUGCCUCGUUCCGGUUCCAGCCGCCAAAGCUUCUGGUAGAGCGUCCUGCCCUCAAGCUAUCCUCGUCUGAGCCAAUAGUGAAGGCAGCCAUCAGCGCCGCAAAGUCCACAGCGAACCCUUUAGUCGAACCUCAAGCCCUUUCAUUUUGGUGCGAUGCUGCAUUAUUGACUGAGGCUGGUAUACCCGCUGUGGUAUUUGGUCCAGAGGGAGAAGGCUUGCACGCAAAGGAGGAGUGGGUGUAUGUUGAGAGCAUACACAAGACGACUGCGAUGUUGGACAAUUUGAUAAGCGACUUUUGUCAGUAG
Pestalotiopsis fici W106-1 is the source of this 2280-nucleotide messenger RNA. RefSeq lists its product as uncharacterized. Lineage: Eukaryota; Fungi; Ascomycota; Sordariomycetes; Amphisphaeriales; Sporocadaceae. The record is from RefSeq and is a predicted model, not a curated record. The transcript has a single exon. Gene Ontology annotation, molecular function: hydrolase activity. The coding region runs from base 1 to 2280 and encodes 759 amino acids.